AUGAUUCCAUGGCAUGUCACGAAAGUGUUUCUGCUAUGGGCGUCCAUGGGCCUGACGGCCAACGGGGAGCUAUCCGUCACAUGGAGCUACCAAUCAGGAGGCACGUCAAAUGACGAGGCCUAUGGUUUUGCAGUUGACCCGAGCACCAAGGAUAUGGUUUUGGCAGGUUACACCGAGGGAUCCGUUCAUGGCAAUACCCUAACAGGAUACAAAGAUUGGGUUGCACUCAAGUUGGAUAAGGAUGGAGCCCUGCUGUGGACCUUUCAGUUCGGCGAAGCCUCGAGCUAUUCCACAGUGAACGCCGUGGCUAUCGAUGGUUCUAGCAAUGUGGUUCUUGUAGGGACUCAUCAAGGAAGUUUGUUGGGCGUUUCCGCUGGUGAGCGUGAUAUCGCAGUGGUGAUGCUGAACAGUGCUGGUGUCCAACAAUGGUCUUAUCAGACUGGAUCCACCCUUUGGGACGCCGCACAAUGCGUUGCUAUCGACUCAUCUGGCAACGUCAUUGUGGGUGGCUGGGGGCGAGGUGCCAUCUCCGGGCAUACUUUUCAAGGUGGUACGACUGAUUCGGUCCUGUUGAAGCUGGAUAGCGCGGGAUCCGAACAGUGGGUGUUGCAAACCACAUUGUCAACCAGCGGCGACGAUUACAUUAGAGGCGUGACAACGGAUUCUUCUGACAAUAUCUACGUGACUGGAGAUGUUGGUGCUGCUUUUGAUGGCAACACUCAUUCUGGAGGUAGAGAUGUUUUCGUCUUGAAAACAAACAGUGCAGGUACUUUCCAAUGGUCUUACCAAACCGGAACUACUUCAACAGACGCUGGGAAAAGCAUUCAACUCAACCUUGACGGCGAUGUGAUCGUUGGUGGAACAACCUAUGGCAGUUUGCCCGGCAACACCAAUGCUGGAACCGGCAUUGACAGCUUCAUUCUGAAGCUCAGCGCGGCUGGGUCAGAGCAAUGGUUGAUACAAAUUGGAACUGCCACUGACACGGGUGAAACGCUCCAGGGGCUGACGGUUCACCCUUCAUCUGGCAACUUUGCCAUUUAUGGAACACAUACUGGUGAUUUCAACGGGGACACCAAUGCGGGUGGCAACGACUGGUGGGCAGUAGAGUAUGACACAAGUGGCUCUUUGCAGUGGUCCUACCAAUAUGGAACGUCUUCAGGUAGGGAAACAUUCUGGGGUGGUGCUUAUGAUGCGGAUGGUGAUCUGGUGUUGGCCGGAGAUGCCCUGAGCUCUUUUUACAGCAAUACUCACCUGGGGAUGUACGACAUGGUGGCAGCCAAGUUUUCAUUGCCAACUUCCACGAUUACCUCCACGGGCACCGUGACGAGCAUCACCACCUCAUUGACGACUGCAACAGUCAGCAGCUCGAGUACAUCUUCAACCAGCACAUCUUCAACCACAUCCACUUCAACAACGAGCAGUAGCACAACCACAACAGGUAGUAGCACAAGUACAUCGUCAACAAGCACGUCCACAAGCACCUCCACGACCGCCACAGUAUCAUCUACAACAACGACAAGCACCACCACAAGCACUUCCACAACCACAUCCACAACAGUGACACUUUCAUCGACAACCACGACGAGUAGUAGCACUAGUACAACAUCAACAAGCACCGCAUCAACAAGCUCUUCCACAAGCACAUCCACCACCACCACAACUUCAUCUACAACUACUUCAAGCACCACCUCAAGCACUUCCACCAGCACAUCUACUACCAGUACAACUUCAUCAACAUCUGCAACAAGCAGUAGCACAACAAUCUCUUCAACUACAUCCACCACCUUAACAACCUCGUCGACGUCUGAAACUCGCACAAGUUCUACUGCCACCGGCAUUACCACAACAUCCACAAGCUCAUCCUCAUCCUCAAUGAGUACUACAAGCAGCACACUGACAGCAACCACUACUUUCGCUAAAAUCUCCGCUGCAGAAGCUAGGACUUUGGAAGCAGAACGAAGACAAGAAGCCGCUGAAGCAGUUGCCAGGGUCAGAAGCAGUGAAGAAAGUGCCGUGGUCAACGCUUUGCCGCUGUUGAACCUGACAAGUUCCAAUGGAACAACCACCCCACAGCCCAAUGGCCCACCUGAAGUCACCGAAGUCACGAUUGCCACCGACUUAGGUCCGGUCAAAGUGGCCCGGUUGCAGGUCAGGGACCUGGAAACCCGAACGCGGCGGAUCCUGGUGCCGGGCGGCACGACUAUGGCCAUGGCAGAGGUAAUGGUGGCAGCCGGCACCGUGGCUGAGAUCCUGGCCACGGCCGGCGUCGACAGCAGGGAACCCCUGCUGCUGAGUGCCGUGGCGCUGCCUUCCUCGGAGAGCAGCAGCUUGGAGACGGAUGCCGUGGUUGGAAAUGCUGCCGUUUUGUCAUCUGAAUCGGUGAGCAUCAACUUUUGGAGAGCGGAUGGCAGUAGAGUUGAGGUCAAAGAUUUGGUCAAUCCCUUGCACUUUACCUUGGAAGUGUCAGAUCCAGCUGCCAGGUGUGCAUUUUGGAAUGAGGACACUGCCAAGUGGUCCGAGGAUGGAACUGCGACAGUGUCUGCCAAUGCGACCCUUGAGUGCAGCACCUCACAUUUGACCAUUUUUGGAGGCAUCAAGGAUGUGUUUCUGAAGAAUAUUGUCUUGGCCUUGACAUGCAGCACAAUCUCAACGCUUCUCAGUGGAAGUGCCUUUGCAAAAUUGCAAGACACAUCCUGGCUAUCCAGCACACCGUCCAUCCUGAAUAUGCUCUUCCAUGUGUGCGGAAUGAUUUGUUUCAUAUUGGCCUGGCUGUAUGACUGCAAACAAGAAAGGAUCAUUCCACAGGAGGAGAGGGAGUUGAUUCUCAUGCAAGUGAAAAAGAUGGAAGAGAAGGAGGAGACGGAAGAAGAGGCUGAAGAAGAUGAUGAUGCACCAAAACCAUCCAGGUGGACCCGCUGCAUGGGUUGUUUCAACCAGUGCUUGGAGUAUGUCAGCUAUGCCAGUGGCGGGGACGCUACCCUAGAGGCUUUCAAAGAAUUGGCCAGCAAUGCAGAUACUGCAGCUGUGAACCGAGCCAUUGCCAACAUUCAAUCGCACAAGUCGGGCAUUGCCAGGGCUCAAAUCUCCAUUUUCAAUCAGCACGAUGCCAAGAAUCUGGUUCCAAAUGGAAUGCGCCCGACAAUCACCAAGGCCACGACUGUUUCGGCAUUUGCGCUUGACAGCGAGGACCAUGGUCAAGCAGCAGCUGAAGAAUUUCUUCAACGAGGAUGGCUGUGUCGCAUUGCAACCCUGUGGCCCGCAUCACAUCCAUGGAUAAAGGCCAUGCAUUUUAGCAUAUUGGCACCAGUGCGGGUGAAUGUGGCUUUGCUGUUCUUGAAAAUAACUAGCGCAGGAGCUCUGGGUGCAGUAUUCUACUCAAGUAGCAGUCCCAGUCCAGGUUCAGACCCGGAAUGUUUUCCAAAGGGUGGUGUGGCAAAGGCGGUGCAAUCUUUCGCGGUUGGAUUGGUCACCACCAUGUUGGGGGACGUCAUCAUCUCCAUCCUUUUCGCUUUACAGGUGAAAAGGGUGGUUUUCUCUCCCCAUAAAUGGUCAGAAGCGGAGAAGAGGAGGCAACAUGUUCUCUGGAGCAUUUGGAGCGCUGUUUUUUGGAUCAUUUUUUUGAUCUAUGGCGGUUGCUGCGAGCUGUACAUCUUCCUUUUCCUGGCGAACGUCAUGGAAGCAGAUGCAAACAGCUGGCUGCAGAGCAUGGGAGUCUCCCUUCUCGAAGGUUUGCUUCUAAAAUCUUUGCUGACAGCUUUUGCACUUGGCACCAUCGCUACUUUAGUGCUUUGUUGCCGGCCCCAUGUGACUCAAAAGGUUACAGCCAGAUGGAUCAAGGAUGCAGAUGCAGCAGAUGCAUCAGAUGCAUCAGAUUCAGAUGCUGAACCCCAGCAAAAUGGGGAAGUGACUCGUGGCACCAAAUCCUUCCAGGCAUUGGAGGUCAGGGAAGCUGGGCAAGUGACAUCGGUGAAACACCAGGACGAUUCCUUCCUUGGGGUACUCCCAGGAGCAGUCAUGGAUUCAAGCGGGCAAGACGGGCAAGAUGGGCAAGACUAG
Messenger RNA from Cladocopium goreaui, 4056 nucleotides. The record is from the annotation of a GenBank genome assembly. NCBI's taxonomy places the organism in Eukaryota, Dinophyceae, Suessiales, Symbiodiniaceae.